Trematosphaeria pertusa is the source of this 1347-nucleotide messenger RNA. RefSeq lists its product as uncharacterized. NCBI's taxonomy places the organism in Eukaryota, Fungi, Ascomycota, Dothideomycetes, Pleosporales, Trematosphaeriaceae. The record is from RefSeq and is a predicted model, not a curated record. The transcript is spliced from 3 exons. The coding region runs from base 409 to 1233 and encodes 274 amino acids.
GGCAAGUCCGAUUUCGUAUUCGGUGAUUGUGUACUGCAACCGCUCUGAUUUCCACUCGUCAAUCUGAAUCGAGGGAGGGUAUCUGGCGAAAGGAGGGGCGAAUGCGAAGUACGACUACAUUGGUGCGGGGCGUCACACCAUGCCUCUGGUAUCAAUUUGCUGCCUCGGACUGACUUACAAGAGGAGACCCUGGAAUUGGGAGGUGAGGGAAAAUUGCAUACGAAGACCUGUGCAGCUUUACGGUUUCAGAAUCAGCUUUCGAGAUGGACAUCCCUCGAUGAUCUCCUUUUUUGGUCAGUUAUAUAUACUCCCUCUGAAUGUCGAGGUUGGCUCCUUCAACACUUAGUCCUCUCCUACUCUUAGUCAUUCGUUGGAGGACUCCCGUGACAGCAUUCUCAAUUGCCCAAUAUGCGCAUCCAACUCUUCACCUCUCUCCUUCUAACCGCCAUUCCAUCGGGUUUCGCAAGCGCUCUCUACCCGCGCUCCGUUCUCAACGGGCCUUGCACGGGCAAAGACGGCGUCAUCGGCGUCUGCGUCCCCACCACCUCCUGCGACCGCGACAACGGCACCUACAUUCACAAUGCGUGCCCGGGUACACCCGAGAAUAUCAAAUGUUGCACCAAGCCGCACUGUCAGCUCGCGGCCCAGGCCGGCGACUGUCGCUGGGUGGAAAACUGUGGUGGCGGGAAGAGCCUGGUGCAGUAUUUGUGUCCAGGCCCCGAUGCAUUUAGGUGCUGCAUUACGAAUGAAAAUGCGACCCCGGAGCCAACACCGACACCGAAGCCGCAGCCGGAUGUGAACCUAGGGGAGAAGAUCCUUGCGAAAGCUAAGGAGGCGGAGGGAAUUCCAUAUCAUUGGGCCGGAGGAAACUGUAAAGGCCCUACUGGAGGUGGCUUCGACUGCUCUGGUCUCGUCUCAUGGGCGGUCUGUCAAGUCACAGGGCGUAAUCUCUUCAGCGAGGGUCUCCGUGUCACCCGGAGCAUGUAUUGCGCCAGCGCGUCGAAGCUGAAGUACAAGAAAGUCAAGUGGGCGAACCGCCGUGCUGGCGACGCCGUCUUCUUCGGUGGCAAGUGCGAUUGUGAAAACAACCCUGCGGGUAUUCAUCACGUCGGCUUGAUGAUGGAUGACGGGUAUACGAUGUGGAAUGCGCUGAAGACGGGCACGAAAAUUCGCAAGGAUAACUUCAAAAACUGGGAUGAGAGUGCUUGCCCUUAUGUUAUUCGGUUUGAUUGAGGGCGUAUCACUCUGGGCAGUACGAAUAAUGGAUGAUUGUGACAUCGGAAUACGGUCACCUUCUGUGAUGAGUUUUCCUUAGCUAGAUAUAAGCUUCUAAUGUAUAAGCUGGAG